Molecule: messenger RNA, 10472 nt
Organism: Lymnaea stagnalis (great pond snail)
Lineage: Eukaryota; Metazoa; Mollusca; Gastropoda; Lymnaeidae
Source: the annotation of a GenBank genome assembly
ACAUGACUUCAUGCAAAAUGGUGGACCAUUGCCACUUUCGAUAUCAGUUUGUUUCAAAAUCGGUUUUUCUGUUUAGAUUUUCAAGUUUUAUUUUAUAUUCUAUGUUAAUUAUUGGUUUAUACAGCAUAUUUAUUCAAGCAAAUGAGCUAAUUAAAGAUCCUUUAUAUAAAGAAUUUUUAGAAUUUGCAAUUAAAUACAAAAAGCCAUAUAUUUUUCGUGAAAAUAGUAAAAAUGGAUCAUUGACAAAUUCAAAUUCUUAUACUUAUAAUAAUUCUGAGUCUGUACUGCAUUUUCGAUUUACAAUUUUUAAGGUAUUUAAAGUAUAAUUAUAUAAUAAUAUUUUAAGUUUAAGUCUAUUAUUUAAUUGCUAGCCUAAAUGUUUAAGGGGAAAAUUGAUAAGUGUAGGCUAGUGUAGGCUUAGGGCUUAGGGGGUUUGGAGCAGACAAUGACUAUCAAUGACAGUAAUCAGUAAUGACAAUAUAGUAAUAUACUGUACUAGUACUUUACUGUACUGUUGUAUACUUAUGUAUACUUUAUCAUUUUUAUGACGUUUUAUAUAGAUAAUGGAUCCACCCAUCAAUCUUUGAAAGCUCUGCUGUCUCCACUGUGAGGUCUGGAUUGGCCUAAUGCCUAACCUAAUUAUUAACUCAUUCAUUUUUUGGGCUCCUGCUCUAAAAAUAAAAGAUGAGAGUCUUUAGAUAAUAUAGUCAGAGAAUAUAAUUAAUAUUAAACAUUUAAAAUUCCUGCUGUUGAUAUAAUAAUUAAAUGUAUUACAUAUAUAUAUUUAAAAUAAAAAACAAAAAAACUUAUUUUCACUUUAGGGUGGGGGACACAGCAGGUGAGGGUAAGCGUUAGAGAGCAGGGCAGCUUUGUUAUGUAAGGUUCCAGAGCAGGAGGAAUGUGGAAAGAGGGGUGAGAUGAUAUGGAGCAACUGGGGAACUGGUAGAGAGAUAAGGAUGGUGAGGGUAGGGCAUGAGGGGGAGUGGAACAUAGAGCCUUAGAGGGGAAGAUGGCAUGUAAAGGGAAGAUGGCAUGUAAGGUGAAUUAAGGUAAGUGCAGGGAGAGGUUAGGGAGGAAAGCACAGGGGGCUAGCAGGACCGGCUUAAAAAAUAACCAGGGCAGUAUUUAUUAGAAAUAAGUUACAAUAAUUUCACAUUUAAUAUUAAUUAAAGAAAAUAAGAUAAUAAAUUAAGUAACAUUAAAAUAUAAAUAAAUAUAAAAACUAUAUCUCAUUCUGGACACCCAUUUCAACUAAUUUGUCUUAUGAAAGGAAACAGUUCAACUAACAUUUACAUUGGAAAUUAACAUUUUUGUGAUCCUUUCUUGUACCGUACCCAAGAAACACUCAGGGAAAAAAUGAAGAAAUACACAAACAUAAUUGAUAUUAAAAUAAUUGUAUAAUAAAUAGACUUGUACAAUUUACCAACUACUUCUUGUGCUGUUUUAAAGUCAUAAUUGAUAGGUAAAAUUUUUACUUGUAUAGUUUUUGGAACUCUAACUGCCAAAAUGAUGUACUGAAAAGAUAAAAUAACAGAUAAUUCCAACAGAAGGAAACUUAAAUCCAAGUCAUUGUUCAUUUGUCAAAAUACAACAUAUGCUGGCAAUUUCACUUUGAAGAAAAUUCAAAAUUCUAUACCCCAUUAAUGUCAAACCAAUUUAGGCUUUCAAAUUGUGCUUCUCAAAUGUUUGAAAAAAAAGAAAGGAGAUUAUACUUAUUAAAAAUACAUCUUUCAUGUAUUUUUAUAAAACAAAACGAGGAUGAUUUCCUUAAAAUAUUUUAAUAAGACACCUUAUUCUCCCUAAAAAUUAUACAUUUCUUGGAGGAAAAUUAAGCUCUCGCAUUUGCUCCACAAAUGUUUUUUCAGGAAGACUUUGUCUCUCAUAGUUCUUCAUUAAUUAUUAUGUUGGACCAUCGAAUUCUAAGGAUUUUUCUUAGGCAUCAGUUUAAAAAUUCUUGCAUUUUCUUUAGGUUUGUUGCAGUGGUUCUCCAGCUCUGUGUUCCACAGGCUUUAUGAAAGUGUUAAAUACCUUGAAAAUUGUUUUAAGCGUUAGAUCUCUGGAGUGCCAGACAUUUUUUUCAGUUGUUGGAAAGGUACUCUUAGCAUUUUCAAUCUUUACUUUUAUGUCUGCAUCUUGUCUCUCCUUGCUUGUCUAUAAUGCUCUUGCGAUAGGUGAACCUCAAAACCUUUUGUAGUCCUUCCUCCAUUAUAGAUUUGUUGCUCAAUAUGUUAAUCUUAAGUGAACUCAAUGUGUGGGAAAUGAAAGUAUAAUUAUAUAAAUCUGCAAGCAGUCUUUGACACAGUGGGAGAUAUUGCAUCUACUCUCUAUUUUUAGCUUAGAUUUGUUAAAUAUCAACUCUUUACACCAGGCCUGCACAACUCAAAAUGUAAGGUGGGCCGUACUACUUUAUGAAAAACUUGUGCAGGCCGAAAGAAAAUAGGACAGGGGGGAAGCUAUUAAGAAGAUAAUAAUUAUGAAGAAUAUUUAGUUACUUCGCAGACCGCAGAGUGGGUCCUGGCGGGCCGCAUGUGACCUGCGGGUCAUAUGUUGUGAAGGCCUGCUUUACACACUAAAAAUACAGAGAUUGACAAUAACUGUGGAUUGGUGGGAUAUUAAAUUUAAAUAGCUUAUUUUGCUUUAAUAAAAAAAGUUAUUAUACUUAUGUUAAUUAUACAUGUAUUUAAUUUACUAUUUCAGGAAAAUGUUGCCAGAGCUAAUCUACUGAAUAAUGAAACAAAAAAUGUUUUGUCUCCUGUAUAUGGUGUCAACAAAUUUGCUGAUAUUAGUCCAAUGGAAUUCAAAGGUUUUUAAAAUUUUAAAUCCAUCUAAUUUAGUUAAAUUAAUGUUGAGCCGAUAAAGAAAGGUCUUACAAAAAAUUAAGCAUUGCUCAAAUGAAUAUUAUAUAUAUUUUAUAGUACUUGUGUAUAUAUAUACACAAUAUACUUGUGUGUAUAUAUAUAUAUAUAUAUAUAUAUCAAUAAAAACUUAACCUUGAAGUUAAACAAUGUUAUCGUUUUUUUAUUAUCUACUAUGUUUUUUGUAUACCCAACACAUGCAUAGUAUUUUUAUUUUAAUUUAAUUCGCUCCUGGUUACAGUAGCUGUUUUAAAAUUUAAGUGUCAACACAUUAACACAGUGGCCAUGCAUUUGGAGAAUUGCAAACAUGAAACAUUCUGAUUGAAAGGAACUCUGUACUUCUGUACUAGCAAAUUUCAGUUUCUUAACAGUGUUAAACAUGUUUAGUAAAAUAGUUUUCCUUUUCAUGAAACAGCCAAGUACUUGACUGGUCUUAAACAUAGAAAUGGCAGGAAAACAGUGCGGCCAAUCAAUGGCAUCGUCUCUUUUCAAGUCAAGGAUACAAGAAAUUUAGCUCCACCCAGGAAAUUUGACUGGUAUUAUAACUGUUGUUAUUUUAGAAGUGUUCACAAUGUUUAAAUGUAAAUCUACAGGAUGCAUGUUUUUAGCUGUAGCCUUUUAAUUAAAUUCAUUUUAAGAAAUUAAAAUAAUUUUAAAGCUAACUUCUUUAUUUUGGAAUAAUAAAUUUAAGUAAAAAAAUAAGAAGUUAUAUUAUGGUUACCUAUUAACAUAAAACUUUGAUAGUCUUAGUUAGGCUGCAUAUUACAACAUUAGUACAAAAUUUGGAAUGGGUAUUUAAAAAAAAAAAAUUAAAAAAUUAAAAUAAAGAGCUUAGUGAAGUUCUUUUCGUUUUCUAAGUUUAAUUUGUGUAUCUAUUUUGGCUUUCAGGAGAGAAAAAGGUGUGGUUAAUCCAAUCAUGGAUCAAGGAUCUUGUGGAGCCUGCUGGUAUACAUGGCUUUUAUUUUGUAAAUUCGUUUGCAUUUUUGUGCAUGUUAUAAUAAUGUUAGUUAAAAUAUCACAUAUUAAAUCGUUGCUGCUUUAGAGGAAUGUUUAUUUCGAUAUCUGAAACACGUAGGCAUAUCAUUGUUGUAGAAUAACAAUAAAUAAAAAAAACUCACUGACACUCAGCAUUGUACAGCCUCAAAAAUAAAAUAUUUUCAGGGCCUUCAGUGUUGUAGAAACUAUAGAAAGUAUGUACGCCAUACAGCAAAAUACCACAUCUCCCCCUCACCUCAGCGUACAAGAGCUGAUUGACUGUGACUCCAAAAAUAUGGGUUGUGUUGGCGGUGACAUACAGGAGGCCUGUGACUGGGCUCAACAGGUAAGUUUAAAAUACUAUUACUAUUUAAUGCAAAAUAGAAGACAUUCUAAAGGUCUUUGCAUGGACACAUCAAAUAAGUUUAGAAUCUGAUAUUUGGAAAUAUGUACUACUACACUGUAUGGAAAAGCUUCUAGGAGUUAUUGGGAAAUUUGCUCAGAUUUUCUGCUAACUUUCUAUAAUCUCAGUUUCUAUGUAAAUUUCAUUUUAUCCCCACUGUUUUACUUGAUCUGUUCACUGAAGAAGGUUUCUGGUCAAUGUGUUCGUUGUGUUGUUCUAUUCUUGAGCUAUUAAAAACUGGUCUAUCUUUUUUGGAGACCCCCCUCACCAGUAAUAUUCUUAAAAAAACCUCCUAUUUUCGCUUUCCGUGGGAAGUGCUUGUUAGAAGCCACCACUGUGCUAUUAAAGCACAUAUUGGCACCAAAAGUUGCAACCAUAACUGCUGUAACCUGUGUCCCUAUGUGAUUGAAGUUGAUAAAAUCACUUACCCUCUGGAAAUAUUCAGACUCAAAGAUGGUUUUACUUGCACAAGUCACAACAUGAUUUACACCAUCCUUUGUAAAUAGUGCGGAAAAUUAUAAGUAUGCAAUACAGGUCAUCACCUAAGAGACCUAAAGCAAGACGUGGACAAAAUGGAGCGAAUACAAGGCAACGCAGUGCGCUUCAUCGCAAGUGACUACAAAACCACUACUCCUGGCUUCGUCACUGACCUCUUAAAAAGAUUUGAUAUCCCCUCCAUCAAAGACAGACCAGAAAAGCUCCGUCUAACAUUUCUCUAUAAUGUGGUCACAGGGCUAGUGCCGGCCAUUCCAGCUAACACAUAUUUAACCCCACAGAAGCUAGGUCGCUUAAUCAGAGCUAAACGCUCAAUAAACACUGACUUCGCCUCUGACAACUCCUUGAGCAGUUACAUCCGGAAAAAUUAUAAAUGCUUCACUGUGCCUCGAUGUACCACAAUUCAAUAUAAACGAUCAUUCUUCCCGCGAACCAUAAUUGCUUCGAGCCAACUGGACAAUGCCGCCAUGGACUCGAAAUCAAUUGAGAGUUUCAAGGCUGCCCUGGCACCCGCUAGGAGUGGUUAGGAUAGUCGCAUCAUUUCCCAAACCAUUGCACAUAUGCCAGUACUUGGUUGCAGCAACGUAGUCUAUCAGAAUCAGAGAACACUUGUACUACAUCAAUAAACAAGCUUUUUGACCCAUUUCUAAAAAUUUCAAUGGAACUUUAGACAUUGUAGUUACAGGUAUAUUGUAUGCGAGUAAUACACCUGAUAGAAUUUAUAUGGAAAACAAAUCAAUAAAAAGAUUUGGUAUGUUGACUCCGUUUGGUGUAAACCAAAAUUCAAAAUUCAUAUAACGGCAAGGUCUUUUUUCCUGUUUGGUUUUAUAUUGUACUUUUACUUUUCCAUUCUUCUGAUCUUUGUUUUCGUACUGGACUUGUGCCAAUUCUUCUUCUUUUUUUUUUUCACUUUAGGUAUAUGAACGAUAUGCAUAUAUUAUGCAUUUCAAUUUUGGCUAUAUCAAUGUUUUUUAUUGUAGUGAUAAUGCAUUUUAAUUUUAUAUAUUAUUGAUUAUAUCAAUGUUUUUUAUUGUAGUGAUUAUGCAUUUUAAUUUUAUAUAUUAUUGAUUAUAUCAAUGUUUUUUAUUGUAGUGAUGAUGCAUUUUAAUUUUAUAUAUUAUUGAUUAUAUCAAUGUUUUUUUAUUGUAGUGAUUAUGCAUUUUAAUUUUAUAUAUUAUUGAUUAUAUCAAUGUUUUUUAUUGUAGUGAUGAUGCAUUUUAAUUUUAUAUAUUAUUGAUUAUAUCAAUGUUUUUUAUUGUAGUGAUUAUGCAUUUUAAUUUUGAUUAUAUCAAUGUUUUUUUAUUGUAGUGAUGAAGGCAUUUGCAGAAAUGUUUGAAUUUGCACUUUGCCUAAUCAUAAUUAAAGCUUACCAUAUGUUAUUUUAUUGACAUAAAUUAUUUGUGUCUCACUUAUCAGCUCUUGAGAUUUCCCAAACCAUGUGCUUCAUAUUUCCCUGUGCACAGCUUCAUUGCAGUCUCCCUAAUAUAAUCCUGAAUCUGAUUUUACAAGAAACAAUUUAGUAUAUUAUAAAGCGAACAAUGUAUAUUAUGCCACCCUAUAAUUUAAUUUGAUGCUCUUAAGGCCCUCCUAUAACUCUUUUGAUGACCAUAAAUAAUAUUGCUACUAAUCGAAUUUGCCUACAGCAUUGUGUUGUGUGGGCUGACAGCUACCCACUGACUGAUAAGACUGACACUUGUAAGAGACUACCCCCAGAGACUCCUUGUGUGCAUCUCAAGUCCUGCAAUGCUGCAAAGUAAGUCCUUAGCAGAUCUUGGAACUUUUAGGACAUUGCACUGGUGGUGACUAUAGAAAACCUUUCAAUACUGCACCAUUUGUGUCCAGAGGAAACCUUUCAAUAUUGCACCUGUAUUGUCCAGAGGAAACCUUUCAAUAUUGCACCUGUAGUGUCCAGAGGAAACCUUUCAAUAUUGCACCUGUAGUGUCCAGAGGAAACCUUUCAAUAUUGCACAUGUAGUGUCCAGAGGAAACCUUUCAAUAUUGCACCUGUAGUGUCCAGAGGAAACCUUUCAAUAUUGCACCUGUAGUGUCCAGAGGAAACCUUUCAAUAUUGCACCUGUAGUGUCCAGAGGAAACCUUUCAAUUUAAAAAUAUAGUAGGAUGCAGUAUAAGAAUAAGGUUGUGACGUGACAUAGGCUAGGUCAUUGGUCUGGUAGAAAGCCAUUACUGAACACAAUGGUUGGCUACAUUUCCUUAUAAUACAACAAUAAUGUGCAAAUAGUAGUUUCAAGUUGAUCAGUUUGCAGUUCAUGAGAGCUGUACAAUGGUACACCCGUCUGUGUCAUGAUCAAAAGAUAGAAUGUUCAAUACAGUGGUACAGCCGUUUGUGUCAUGAUCAAGAGAAAGAAGUUUCAAUUAUCAUCUGAGGUCACGCCAAGUUAUAAGUAAAUAGCCCGGUGGAAUUAAUACACUAACACAGUAAGGCAAUAGCUCUUGGGGAAUACUCAGAGUAAACAACUCGAUUGGAAAAAAAAAAAACAUUUUAGAGUACAAGUUUUUAUUUAAGUUUAAAUAUAAUUAUAAAGUCAUAGGAUAUCAUGUAGGUUCCUUUGUGUGCUUUGCAAAGGUGCCAUUUGCUUGUAAUAUGGUGCCUUGCAAAAAUUAAUAUUUAUAGAUUCAACUGUCGUCAUAGUCUGAGCGGUUCACCAGAUGUCAGCUGUUUGGGACAUAGCCAAGUUGGUGAAAAUUGUGCCAUAGCCCAAGCCAAAUUAAUAAAAGUUUCUAAAAUAAAGUUUUUUAGAAGUUAUGAAGUACUGGGCCAUGCAUAAUCCCUGUAACUUUACCAGUGAUGAUACAGCUGCCAGAUUAAAGCAGGAGCAACAACAGCAAAAUAACAAUUUUAAACUUAAAACUUAAAAUGAUUUCAAGAACAAGUUAAGGAUAAAGUUUGCAGUGAUAAAUAAUUCAAAUUUGAAACAAUGAACACAAGUUGAUAACAUGUUGCCCUUUCAUAACUCUCAUCAAGCCUGUCAUUUUUGUGUCAGUUAAAUUCUUUAUGUAGUAUAUAUAAGUUCUCUAUGAUUAAGAAGAAAUUAACCAAUGUUGCACAGCUUAGUUUCAAGGUAAUUAUUUAUUUUCAAAAUUAGAAGUUAGAAUUUACUGUUGGUUAACAAAAAAAUGUAUCUUCCCAUGCCCUGUGCUUUCUUUCAGGUAUGUUGAUAACGAAAGCACACUGUUAGAUCUUAUAGCUGAGCAUGGGCCGAUUGCCGUGGCCAUCGAUGCUACAACAUGGCACAACUAUGUUGGAGGAAUAAUUCAGUAUCAUUGCUCAGAGACUCUAAAUCAUGCAGUGCAAAUUGUGGGAUACAACUUGGAAGGUAAGGAUAACUUUAAGGUGUAUAAGUGUGUCACUACACAGUAAAAAUAAAAUACUUUUUUUAAGAGAGUUUUUUUUCUGGAUAAAAGCACUCAGGCUUCCUACAGGUUUUCCCCUUUCUCUGGUUUAAAACUGUAAUUUAGAAAUUUUUACUAAAAAGUUGAUCAGUCAAGAAUACAUCAACUUUUCAUAUAUUAAUAAUGUUUUUCACCAGACUAAGAUGUGUAUAAAAUUUGAGUUCUUCAAAAAGUAGAGUAGUUGGUAAAAAAUAAUUUCUCGAAAUGAACAAAUAGGUGACAUCAUUCAUACUCAAAAGUAAAAACAUUACAAGUGAAACAAACAAAAUUAAAGAUAAAAGCACCAAUAAGACCAGUAGUAACAUAUGCAAGCGCAAUUUGGGCCCUAACAAAAAAGACAGAAAACCUAUUAAAAACAUGAGAGAGAAAAGUUCUCUGGAAAAUAUGCGGAUCAACAACGGAUGAAUAUGGAUGGAGAAUACGUACCAACUAGGAAUUGUAUAGUCCAUAUUAGGUUCCCAUGCUGUAUUAGAAAUAAAAAAAGGGGAGGCUGCGCUGGGCGGGACACUUAGAAUAACAGAAAGAAAUGACAGAGGAGUAAAUUGGGUUGCACAACCAAAACGGCAGAGGAAAACGGCUCAAAGGAGACCUAGGCUAAGAUGGGUGAAUGAUAUGGAAAAAGAUCUAGAGUAGCUGGGAAUCCAAUCAUGGAAAAGAAAAGCAUCACUUAGGUCUGAGUGGAAGUAGUGAGGCAGACCAAAGCCCUACAUGGGCUUUAAUGCCACAGGGAUGGAUUCAUGAUAAGUGAAAUGAAAUAAAACUUUUUGUGAGAGCAAUAGCAAGGAACUAGCCACUUGUAAAACUAAUUCAAUAUUGAUAUUAUUGAAUACUUUUGUUAUUAAUUCAUGUUAUGUCAAAUAGUUGCCCAUUUUAAUUAGGUGAUGUCCCUUACUACAUAAUCCGUAACUCAUGGGGAUCAGACUUUGGUGAUAAUGGUUAUGUUUAUGUCAAGUAUGGUGGAAAUGUUUGUGGUAAGUAUCACAUUUGGUGACAAUGGUUGUGUCAAAUGUUGUGGAAAUGUUGGUAGGUUUAAGAAACAAUCCCAGUUUACCAAAAGUUAAAAAGAUUUGGUUAAAGAUUCUUUAAAAAGAAAUUUAUAAUUAAGAUUCUUUUAACGGAUUCUUUCGUCAUUGCCUUUAUUUGUGUAUUGUGUUACUUACAUAAUAUAUAUGUAAGUUUGUAUGUGUGUGCGCUUUAUACACAAUUGAAAAAUUUCUUUCAGGUCUUGCUAAUUUGGUGGUCAGUCUUGAUACAGUGAGAACUCUUGACAAACGUUAGACAAACAACACAAGUCUGCUUUAUAACCAGAGGGAAACGAGUUUAACACAAACAGGAAUGUUCAAAAAACAGAUUUUGAGCUAAACCUUCAGUGAUACUGACUUUAAAAAAAAAAAUCAAAACAAAUUAACUUAAUUGUACUUAAGAUAAAUUAACUCACAUUGUUUCACCAUUGCACCUUAAGUUGUGAUAAUCACGAUUAUCUUUUUUACAUGCUCGUUCAUAUUUCAUGUUGCUUGUAUUUCAAACAUGUUAAUCAUAUAUAUUUUUUCAUAGAAGUUUUAUACGGUAUAAAAAACAACAUUUCUCUGUAAUUUUGGCUGUUCCUCCAUUUAUUAUAACUUACUCAUUGUUAUGACAUGUGUUAUUAACACUAGAAUUUGUUUAGUUAUAUUUAUAUACACUAGCAGUAUAUCUUGUCUAGAUCUCAUUAUUGAAAAACAAAAGUUUGACUUUAUUUAUUGAGAAAGGUGGACCUUUUUCAUAUUUCGGUUAAAUAACUUAUGUUUAGAUUUUUUUUCUCCCUCUGUCUCCAUUACUAAAAAAUCACCCAAAGAUUCCAAAUUUGACAUUAAAGUUCCAGCUUUGAGAUGCAUUUAAAUGUAUUUACCCAUUUUAUUUAGAUUUAGGUGAUGUCCCUUACUACAUAAUCUGUAACAGAUGAGGAUCAGACUUUGGUGACAAUGUAUGCAAGCAGACUUCGGGAAUUGGAAAUAUCCCUUCAGUACAGUAUGUAUGAUGGAACCAGACACCAGAGUUAAAUGUUUAACCGAAAUUUGACCAGAAAGGAAACAAGGAAGACAAACUGCAUCUGCUGGACAUACUGAAUGGUGUCAACAGCAAACCUAUUUGAUUUUACACGUUGCCAUUGCAACAGAUUCUAUUUUAUGUAAAACAUUGCAACAGAUUCUAUUUUAUGUAAAACAUUUUUGUUACACUGACAGUAGUUUGUAAGGCAUAACUCAUCUCAUAUAUUUCAUACUAAGCUGUUUUUUUAAAUUUUUUUAUAAACAUUAUCUACCGUACUUAUUCAAAUAAACUGCACUAUCACUAAG